AGUGGAGGUUGUUGGGGGCGGCGGGGGGGGGCGUGAAGUGCGUGUUGAAUUGAGGCGAUGCAGGGCCUAGCGCCUGGAUCCGCUUAAAUCAAGGUGCGGGAAGCGCGAUAAAGCCGUCUCAACAAAAGCAAACGAGAACGAAGGAAACGGGGGAGGGGGUGAGGGAAAAGAAAGCAGUCUCCGCCCUGAGGCAGAAGCAAACGCCCGAGAAAUACAAAUGUCGGCGCGACAGCCAGACGAGUCCGCCGCUGUUUUGAUGUGCCAUCCGCUGCCACCUUGAGACAAGCCUAUGACCAUUUAUGCUGACCUCGAUUCGGUGGAGUCGCUGUUCGAUGAGCUGCCCUAUAUGUUUUACGUGGGAUUGUUUUUUGUGAACGUGCUGAUCCUGUACUAUGCCUUCCUGAUGGAGUACAUCCUCCUUAACGUGGGCAUCGUCUUCCUCCCGGACGACUUCGACCAGGCUCUCGUCGACCUCGGGGUGCUCUCGGAUCCCGCGUCGGUCACCUACGACACCGACCCCGAUUUGGAUGUAUUCGACGGCUACUUUGACUAAAAGCAAUAAAAGGGGAAAAAAACACACACACUCGCAUUGCUUUGUGAAAUUUGAUGUUUUAUACCUUCUCUGUCUUCCCACCCCGUUAACUCCCAGGCCUCCCUUUGCAACAUGGAACUGUACAGGUCAGGUCAGGAUGGCUGUCUUUGCUUUCGUUAUAAACCAAGCACCUGCUGAAGAAGACGAUAUAGUUUUGGACAUUUUUUUUCGGUGCCCUUUCCGAUCGUCCCAAGGUCGCAAUCACUAUGGGUUGUGUCAUUCCGGAGCACUUAUCUGUCCUGCAACAUUGCAGAGCCGAACUGCAUUCUCCAGGAUUAAUUGGACAACUCCUUUUACUCUUAUAGGGCACUAACAGAAUAUGUUUAGCACCUCCUCAAAGGACUGUGAUGGAAAUUGAGGGCACAAAACAGAAACCUUUUAAAUAAAAGUUUGCUUGGAUGUCCGUGAAAGUACAAAGCAGAAAAAAUGGAUAUAAUGUGGUGGUGCAAUGCUAUGUGUAAUCUCUCUAAAGUUUUAAGUUUCAGCAAGUCUACGGGAAGCUUGUUUUUAGUUCAGAGAUAUUUAAGAGUAUGUAUUUAAUCAGCUGGACUAAUUAAAUAACCUCUCCAGGUACAAUUACAAACCGUUGAUGAAACUGCACACCCUAAAGAUCUGAUUCUACUAAGAUUACAAAAAUAUUCAUACCUGUCAAAUGAAAUUAACACUAGAAGAAAUUAACAGCUUUUUUUGCCCUGGAAUAUAGAGACAAAGAGUCUGAAGAGAAGCAGUCUUCAGGAGAUGGAACAGCAAUUAAGAAUUGGAAGUGAUGUAGCAACACCUGCAAGAGAAUCUGAUACAAUUUCACAACUAUUGUUCCUUUGUGCCAUUGAACAGGCUAGAAGAACUGCAAAUUGGAGAGGUCCUGUUUUAUUGUAAAUCACGCAAUGAAGGAAAAGAUCCAAAAGGCUUAGAUUGCCAUACGAAUUGAAUGGUAAUAGAUAUAAGCAAUAUAUUGCAAAGAUUCUUUGUGGAAAAUCCAUUGAUGGGAAAGAAGACAUCAGCAUUCGGACGUUUUGCACCAAUGUACCUGUAGCAUUAAACACCACUAACUUGCAUCUUACAACACUCCAGUGUAUGGAUUAAAUGCAAUAAGGCCAAAUGUUACAAGGUUAGCAUGCAACACAGCAAGGAUUUACAUUAUUCAUAUUUCAGUUGUGCUUUUCAUACGGCUGGAACUACAGAUUCACUUAAGGAUGGUUCAUUUUAAAGAAUCUUGUAAUAUUAAUAUAAUUUGCUCAAUUAAAAGUAAUUUUUUUGUUACACCUUCCA
Messenger RNA from Stegostoma tigrinum, 1861 nucleotides. It is a transcript of the gene dexi, whose product is annotated as Dexi homolog (mouse). The record is from RefSeq and is a predicted model, not a curated record. The transcript has 2 exons. Bases 290 to 553 code for a protein of 87 amino acids. NCBI's taxonomy places the organism in Eukaryota, Metazoa, Chordata, Chondrichthyes, Orectolobiformes, Stegostomatidae.